GAAGUAUUUUCCGUGCAAUUGAUUGCUUCCAUUAAGGAUUCUUGCUGUCCCUCCCUUGUUCUUGUUCUUGCGCCUGAAGAUUGAGCUUUAUUGCUGGUGAGCGAGUCUCUGUCUCUUGCAAGAUCAAAUUUUUGCUGUCCGAUGGAGCUUUCCCUCUGUUUUCUCUCAUGCCCAUGAGCAAGAAUCGUGCUCCCAUGUCGUUGGUAUACUUAAUCGUUGCGAUUGAACUGGGGUUCGAUCCAUAUAGUGGUGUACAAACUUGCUGAACCGCCUACUGAUCGGAUAAUGUUGAAUUUUGUUAUUCGCCCGUUGUGCUGCUGGUGAUAGUUUUAUUAAUUGAGCUGUGAUUCAGCAGCCAACAUGGAUUCUCAAGUAAUGAAUUGCUUGUUUGUUGGCUUGUUUUUUGCAAUCCUUGUUGCUUCUUUGGGUUGACAGUGGUCUUCUCGGAGUUUAAUUUGGUACUUUUAUCAAUGGCCUCCAUCCCACCCAAUAUGCGGACUCAUUUGGUACUUUUAUCAAUGGCCUCCAUCCCACCCAAUAUGCGGACUUCCGAUGGCAACGCCAAUGCCGGCCGGCGACCAACUCCGGAAAUGUCAGCUCCUCAGCGGACGAGAAAUCUCAAUCUGGGAUCUCUCAAACCGAAAGCUGACCGGAGCGGGAAGAUCGUAUAUGCGAACUCUGAGAUAUCUAAGCGGUUCGCCAUCGGUUUAGAUAAAGACAGGCAGGUCCCAGCUUCGGUUGUUCUGGAGCUGAUUCUGGUGGAUCAUGUUGAGCAGAUCAAAGGAGAAAAGCCACUAGCACUAGUCAGGAGUAAUGCAGGAAAUGGCACAGAAACAGUUUGAUCUGGGAAGACCAAGGAAGAGGUUUGCUGACAGAAUCCUUUCUGAGAUGGUUCAAGAGGACUUUCUACACGAAUGUUCCGGGGCUCUUACAUGGAGAAUGUCGUGGAUGAUAUUGCCCCAAAGCUUGGGGUUGAGUUUGAGCAGAUAAAGGAUCUGUACAAUGUGAAGUUGUCUGAUAUAUCUCGACCCAUUGCAACUAUCUCGUGCAAAUGUACAGUAUUAAAGGAAGAGCAAAGGCUCCAACUCUAUAAAGCAAUUUAAUCUACUCUUCCAUGCAGCUUUGGCAAUUAACUCGAGUCUCAGGUUCUCUUUUUACCCGGGGCACCUCUUGAGGGUUCUCAAAAUCACGCCAUAACUUUCUCCUGCUCCGGUUCGCCACAUGGUUGCUGAUAUCUCAUGCCUCAGCAAGUAUCUCGAUCUAAGGCUGAUGCUAUCUACCAAGACAAUCAUAACAGCUCUGAGUGAAGACGAGACAGUUGGAAUUGGAGAAUUGAUCGGUUCAGCUGUUUUAGAUCCCAACGUGAAGGGAGGGCUGAGAUGGCCUUUGGGGAAAGCUUCUUCUGGGGAUAGAUUCCAAGUAAUUGGAGUUUGGCACACAAAUUCUAGAGCUUAUGCGAGCCCCGCGUUCAGGUUAAAGGUUCGAAAUGCCGAUCGAUUCGAUUUCAAAACUUCAGCUGGGGAAGCCACGGGGGGAGGUCUCCCUAAAGCUGAAAGGACUAGCUUCAGAAUUACUGGGAUCGGAGCUUGACCUUGAAAUGAUCUAUGAUAUGCUUAUUGAUACAGUAAAGCUACUAUGGGAGUUUUUUCUUGCACUCGGACAGGUUCUUGCUUUAAAUAUGCUGCCCGAGAUCAAUCGAUGGAUGUUGUAAAUGCUAUAAUCCCAGUCAGUGCUUCAACACUUAAUAGAAUAAAGCUUCUGUUUCCUUA
Molecule: messenger RNA, 1769 nt
Organism: Punica granatum (pomegranate)
Lineage: Eukaryota; Viridiplantae; Streptophyta; Magnoliopsida; Myrtales; Lythraceae
Source: RefSeq, a predicted model, not a curated record